Messenger RNA from Clarias gariepinus (North African catfish), 5682 nucleotides. RefSeq names its product zinc finger E-box binding homeobox 2b (gene zeb2b). Gene Ontology annotation, molecular function: DNA-binding transcription factor activity, RNA polymerase II-specific; RNA polymerase II cis-regulatory region sequence-specific DNA binding. The record is from RefSeq and is a predicted model, not a curated record. The coding region runs from base 422 to 4081 and encodes 1219 amino acids. Gene Ontology annotation, biological process: regulation of transcription by RNA polymerase II; anatomical structure development. NCBI's taxonomy places the organism in Eukaryota, Metazoa, Chordata, Actinopteri, Siluriformes, Clariidae. The transcript is spliced from 10 exons.
GAGAGAGAGCGAGAGAGAGAGAGAGAGAGAGAGAAAUGGCAUUAGAAGAGGCGGAACGCGUCAGUCCGUGCGCAGGUUGCUUUCCUGGAGUGGCUGAAAGGGAUCAGUCCCAAACCUGAGCGCCAGGAAUAACGGUCCUUCCUUCCCGAGCACUUUUUUUCUUUACUCCCCCCUCUUUUUCCCCCCGUUGCUAUCGGUUCGCUUAAGGAUCCGCUUCGAUUCCACAAACCGGCACGGACACCAUACAAACCUUAAGACGCGGAAGAUCCUCCAGCCUGCCUGCCGCCCCGUGCGCAUUGAAGGGAAGGAAGGAGAGUCGCGUCCAUGCGAUCCGCUGUCUGAUCCACACACACACACACACACACACACUCUUACACACGCACACGCACUCUCCCUCACACACACACAUACACGCCCGUCGAUGAGGCAGCAGCAGGAGCAGCAGAUCAUGGCGGAUGGCCCCCGGUGCAAGCGACGGAAGCAAGCCAACCCGAGGAGGAAAAACGCAGUGCUCAACUACGAGAACGUCGUGGAGACCGGAUCCGAGACGGAUGAAGAGGAUAAGCUGUUGGUGUCCGAGGAGGACGCCCUACUGAACGGCGCCGCCAGUCCAGCCAGCCUGGCCAAUCACGAGCCGUCGACACCGCUGUCGCCGAGACUGGGCCACGCCCUCAUGUCGAAAGUGGACGACGAGGAGGAUGAAAUGCGGGACAGUGGUGUGGAGCACGUAUGGAACGACAGCGACAUGCUGAGAAGCUCCGUUGACGGUACAGAUGAACUAAAGGACGACUUUGACAUGGUGCCUGACGCCGCGCUACAGCCCAUCGGGAACGGUACAGUGAAGAGAAUGGACUGCACAGCAGAGUUUGAGGAGUUCUUCGCUAAAAGGAAGAUGGCCGACAGCGAGAGCCAUGUGGUUAGCAUAGCCGAGUACCUUCAGCGCACCGACACGGCCAUCAUCUACCCCGAGGCUCCGGAAGAGAUAGCCCGUCUGGGCACACCCGAGGGCCCCGGGCAUGAAGAGAACGACCUGCCACCUGGAACUCCAGAUGCUUUCGCCCAACUGUUGACCUGCCCCUACUGUGACCGGGGUUACAAGCGCUUGACUUCCCUGAAGGAGCACAUCAAGUACCGUCACGAGAAAAACGAGGAGAACUUCGCCUGCCCUCUGUGCAACUACUCCUUUGCUUACCGCACUCAGCUGGAGAGACAUAUGGCCACGCACAAGCCUGGACGAGAUCAGCACCAACUGCUGAACCAGGGAGCUGGCAACCGCAAGUUCAAAUGCACAGAAUGUGGCAAGGCCUUCAAAUACAAGCACCAUCUGAAGGAGCACCUGCGGAUCCACAGUGGGGAAAAACCUUAUGAAUGCCCAAACUGUAAGAAGCGCUUCUCUCACUCUGGGUCCUACAGUUCUCACAUCAGUAGUAAGAAGUGCAUUGGCCUGAUAACCGUUAAUGGCAGGAUGAGGAACAACUUGAAACCCGGUUCAUCUCCAACCUCCGCCUCAUCCUCUCCGACCAACACUGCCAUCAGCCAGCUAAGACACAAGCUGGAAAAUGGCAAACCCCUUGGCCUCCACGAGCAGUCCAAUCACCUCAACAUUAAAUCUGAACCACUGGACAUCAAUGAUUAUAAGCUGAUGAUGGCCUCACAUGGCUAUGGUACUCCAGGCCCAUUUCUGAAUGGUGGGCUAAGUGGAAGGAGCCCAAUAAGUGCCCCCAACUCCCAGAGCCCCCUCCAGCACUUAGGAAUGAACAUGGAAGGACAAAUGCUGGGUUAUCCAUCUUCCUUAGGGAACAACCUGAGCGAGGUGCAGAAGGUGCUUCAGAUUGUAGACAACACGGUAUGCCGGCAGAAGAUGGACUGCAAGCCAGAGGAACUUUCCAAACUAAAGGCUUACAUGAAGGAGCUGGGCUCCCAAAUCGAGGAGAAGAAGCCAGGGCUGGCAUCACCCGGGGGCCCCCAGACAGGUCUUCCAGUUAUCAGCCACAAUGGCGCAACUAAGAGCAUUAUUGACUACACACUCGAGAAGGUCAAUGAAGCAAAAGCUUGCCUCCAGAGCUUGACCACAGACUCUAAGAGACAAAUUAGCAAUAUCAAGAAAGAAAAGUUGAAUCAUACGAUAGAUUUAGGUACAGAGGAGAAGAUGCACGAGAACAACUUAAUGUUUACACCUUUUGCUUGCCAGUAUUGCAAAGAAACGUUUCCAGGUCCCAUUCCACUGCAUCAGCAUGAGAGGUACCUGUGUAAGAUGAAUGAAGAAAUAAAAGCUGUACUGCAGCCCAAUGAAAACAUGACGCCUAACAAGCAGGGCAUAUUCUCAGAGAAGCACGCCCAUUUGUUCUCCCCAAUCAUCUCCGAGAAGGGCAUUACUAGCCCAAUUAACCCUUAUAAGGACCACAUGUCAGUGCUCAAAGCAUACUUUGCCAUGAACACAGAGCCCAACUCAGAGGAACUACUGAAGAUCUCGAUAGCAGUCGGCCUUCCUCAGGAAUUUGUGAAAGAGUGGUUUGAGCAGAGAAAGGUAUACCAAUAUGCCAAUUCCCGAACACCUCCUUUAGAUAGAAACAAUAUGGAGAUCGGUCUGCCUGCGACUAACCACAUGCCCAAUAAGGACUCCAUGAACGCUCGUUCCCCUCUAUCUUUGGUUAAACCUAUGGACCGAAUGACAUCACCCGCCAUCCCCGAGCUACAUAACAACAACUGUGACAUCCCCCUCAGGCUUUCUAAAACACCCCACUUCCCUGGCCCCAGGCAACUUAGUGACAAGUUGGACCACUCCAGGAGCAACACGCCAUCUCCUCUGAACCUUUCCUCUGCCUCCUCCAAGAACUCCCACAGCAGCUCUUACACACCUAACAGCUUCACGUCUGAGGACCUGCAGGCAGAGCCACUCGACCUCUCACUACCAAAGCUAAUGAAAGAACCCAAACAUGUGCUUUCUAUCAAGAGCCGGCCCAAACCCAGCAGUGUCCCCUUAGACCAUAAUCCUAUUAUGUCACCCAGGGAACACCUGGAGGAGCCACUCAAUCUCGCAUACCUGUCGAAGAAAGAGUUUGGGAGCCCCAAUGGUAACCUGGAGAAAAGCACUAGCCCCAUGUUUGGCAUCAACCCUUUCUCGGCCAAACCUCUGUACACUUCCUUACCCCCUCAAAGUGCAUUCCCUCCACCCACUUUUAUGCCUCCAGUUCAGGCCAGUCUCCCAGGUCUCCGUCCGUACCCCACGCUCGACCAGAUGGGCUUCCUGCCUCAUAUGGCCUACACCUACGCAGCAGGGGCUGCCAGCUUCGCUGAGAUGCAGCAGCGGAGAAAGUACCAGAGGAAGCCAGGAUUCCAGGGGGAGUUGCUUGACGGUACGCCAGACUAUCUGUCCAGCCUGGAUGACAUGACAGACUCAGACGCCUGUCUGUCCCGGAAGAAGAUUAAGAAAACAGAAAGUGGUAUGUACGCGUGUGACCUUUGCGACAAAACAUUCCAGAAGAGCAGUUCCCUCCUAAGACACAAAUAUGAGCACACAGGUAAAAGGCCGCACCAGUGCCAGAUCUGCAAGAAGGCGUUCAAGCACAAGCACCACCUGAUCGAGCACUCGCGCCUGCACUCGGGCGAGAAGCCGUACCAGUGCGACAAGUGCGGCAAACGCUUCUCACACUCAGGCUCGUAUUCGCAACACAUGAACCACCGAUACUCUUACUGCAAACGGGAGGCCGAGGAACGUGAGGCGGCUGAGAGAGAGGCACGCGAUAAGGGGCGCAUGGAACCCAGCGAUCUCCUCAUGAACCGGGCCUUCCUUCAGGGCCUGACGUCUCCCGGAUACCCUGAGCACCAGGAGCGCGAUCCCAUCCUGCGCGACGGCAUCAACGGCAGCACCAAAGAGCCCGACGGGACCUACGGCAAGCUGGGGCGCAGGGAGGACGAUUUCGAGGAGGAGGAAGAGGAAGAGAGCGAGAACAAGAGCGUAGACACGGACCUUGACACGGCGCGGGAUUACGAGGACAACGGCGAGCACUCGAUGGACGACAGCUCGAUGGACGGAAAAACCAAAUCGGACCACGAGGACAUCCCUGAGGACGGCGUCUAGUAAAGACUACUGUGUUGUGCUCUAUAAGCUUCCCCUCCAUGUAUUUUCAAUUUUCGGGUGACACUUUUUUUUAUGGCCACCCGAACAGACGGACUCGACCGAGCUUCUGGAUUUGAGCCAGACUGAUCAAAAAAAGGAAAAAAAAUAAAGGAGGAAUCCAGUCAGGGAGGGGAGGGGGAAACGGGUGAGAAGCUGCAUUAUGCAAAAAUGAAACAAAUUAAAUAUGUUUUUUUUUUUCCUUUAAAUGUACAGUAUUAAGGCCUAAAAACUAUUUGUGGUGCUACCAUCUUAAAAGAAAACCCUGUGUUCCAUAGUAUUUAUAGCACAAAACGAGUAACUUGUACAAAAAAAAAAAUUUUAAUUGCACUCCGCUUCUAUAAUCACUACAAAAAUAAUAAAAAAAAGUAUUGCCUAUGUAUAUUUAUAGUGUUAAAGAAAAAAAAAAGAAGAGGCUGCGGCGUGUUUGCUGCAGGUUGUCAGUAUUAUGAAUUCUCUCGCUCCCACUGUGCCCUUUGCCGUUCUUCACCCCGGUGUUUACUCAGCUAGCCACAUGUUUUUAGGCCUCCGCAAUUUUUUUUUACUCGAAGUGAAGGAACUUAAAUCGAUACCGGGUCGGGGGUUUUGAAGUCUUAAACAGACUGCGUAGAGCAAGUGAAACGGUCCAGAGUGGAGACAGAUGAAGGAAGAAGGCAGUGAUGAAGGAGAAAGCCUUUGUAAAGUUGUUUUCUUUUUGUAUUAGAGAAGAUUAAAGAGGAAAAAAAAAAAAAAGAAAAACAAAGCCUUAUAUGCAAACCUUUUAAUCUGUGUGUUUUCUACAAGUGCCAUCCUUGUACAGUGUUAAAGGAGGACGGACGUCGUGUUGCUCUCGGCAGCAUCAGCGUUCACACGAAGACUUCUCCUCUUCCUCCUCCUCAGUAUUAGCAGAGUAGGCACUCGUUCUUUAGUUUACAUCACGUUUGUGCAAUUCUUUCUUUUUUCGUUUGUUUUUAAAUCAGUAUUACGCCAAAACAGUUCUCUUCACCACCACCACCAAGAACAACAACAACAACAAAAAAAAACGAUUCAUUUUAUUAUGUCAGUUUAAAUAACAUUUUAUUUAUGUGGCCCAUUUUGUAUUUCCUAAUUUUAUUUAUUUCAUACUGUAGUGUACAGUAUUAUAGUUCUUCAAUAUAUAGAUAUAUUUUAGUAAAAAUGAAAACAUGAAGAUCACUUGGGCAAAUUUUACGUAAAGAGAGCAUUUAUUGUGUUUUGAGACAUUAAUUGUGAAAUGCGAAUUUUCAGCUUCUUUCCUUUUUCUUGUUUUUUUUUUUUUUUCCUUUUAAUUUUUUCCAAAUUUGGGAACUUUUGAUACGAUAUUGUGAAACACUGUAUUUUCGACUGAGGAAAAAAAAAUAUUCCACUUUCUUCAUCUUGUUUUUCUUUUUUUUAAUGGAAAAAAAUUAAGAUGGACUGUUAAAAUAAAUACAAUGUAUUAUAGCAUAUGAGAGAAAAAAAAAGAAUCUUUCCUGAAAUGUCUUUGUAAAAGUAUUAUUGAAUUUUUAAUUUGUAAUUCCUCUUGGAAAUGACCAUGCUCGAAUAAACGUAGCCAAAUAAAAAAAAAA